Molecule: messenger RNA, 749 nt
Organism: Marmota monax (woodchuck)
Lineage: Eukaryota; Metazoa; Chordata; Mammalia; Rodentia; Sciuridae
Gene: Myl2
Product: myosin light chain 2
Exons: 7
Coding region: 66-566 (166 amino acids)
Biological process (GO): cardiac muscle contraction; muscle cell fate specification; heart development
Cellular component (GO): cytoplasm; myofibril
Molecular function (GO): calcium ion binding
Source: RefSeq, a predicted model, not a curated record
CAGGCUGGGAAGAGCUGGGCAGUGCGUGGGAUUCUACUCGGGAAGUAGCCCUGUGUCCGUCCACCAUGUCGCCUAAGAAAGCCAAGAAGAGGGCAGAGGGGGCCAACUCCAACGUGUUCUCCAUGUUUGAACAGACGCAGAUCCAGGAGUUUAAGGAGGCCUUCACCAUCAUGGACCAGAACAGGGACGGCUUCAUUGACAAGAACGAUCUGAGGGACACUUUUGCCGCCCUUGGGCGUGUGAACGUGAAGAACGAGGAAAUCGAUGAAAUGAUCAAGGAGGCCCCGGGGCCCAUUAACUUCACCGUGUUCCUGACAAUGUUUGGGGAGAAACUCAAGGGGGCGGACCCCGAGGAGACCAUCCUCAACGCAUUCAAGGUGUUCGACCCGGAAGGCAAAGGGGUGCUGAAGGCCGACUACGUGCGGGAGAUGCUGACCACACAGGCAGAGAGGUUCUCCAAGGAGGAGAUCGACCAGAUGUUCACGGCCUUCCCCCCUGACGUGACGGGCAACCUGGACUACAAGAACCUGGUGCACAUCAUCACCCACGGGGAGGAGAAGGACUGAAGCGGGCCAGCCACCUGGGCUUCCGGUCUCCUUCCCAGUCAGCCUCUACCCUGCCUGGCCUCCACCCUGCCCCGCCUCUGUCUCCAUCUGGAUACUUACAGAUGACCACGUGGCCACACAGCCUGCAGCUGGAAAUCCAUCCCGAGGCCAAGUUCAAAUAAACAGGAGCUUGUGUGCUGGUCA